AUGAAGUCUUUCGCCGUCCUCGCUGCCGCCUUUGCCGGUGCCGCUUUCGCCCAGGACAUGCCCACUGGAGACUGCGCUAUGCUCUGCGUCAACAACAUGGCCCGCAUUGCCCAGUCUGAGUUCUCCUGCGGCGACGACAUUGCCUGCUUCUGCAGCCGCUCCAACUGGGCCUUCGGUAUCCGUGACUGCUCUCGCCAGGCCUGUGAUGCCGAACAGUCUGCCAGCGCUGUCCAGUGGGCCUAUGCUCGCUGCGCCGGUAUUGCUGCCACUGCCAGCGAACAGCCCGCCGCUCUUCCCAUUCUCACCUCUGCCGUUGCUAGCGCCACUGCCUCUGGCGGUAACGCUGCUUCCAGCGUCGCCUCAGGUGCCUCAUCUGCUGCCUCUUCUGCUGCUUCGGACGCCUCAUCCGCUGCCUCCUCCGUAGCUUCGGAUGCUUCGUCUGCUGCCUCAUCUGCUGCUUCCGGCGUUACCUCUGCCGCCAGCUCUCUUGCAUCUGAGGCUUCUGGUCUGACCUCUUCCAUCCUCUCCGAGGCCAACUCUGAGCUUUCAUCCCUUCAGUCCCGCGCUAGCGAGGUCCUUUCAUCCGCCACUGAGGCUCUCUCCUCUGCUACUGGAGCUGCUGGCUCUGCCGCCUCCUCUGCCGCCUCUGCCGCCUCCACCCAGGCUGAGGGUGCCGCCCCCAAGGCCACCGGCAUGUCCAUCGCCGCUGGUGCUGGUAUUGCCGCCUGGCUCCUUCUCUAA
This is a messenger RNA of Bipolaris zeicola 26-R-13, 741 nucleotides long. RefSeq lists its product as uncharacterized. The transcript is spliced from 3 exons. The record is from RefSeq and is a predicted model, not a curated record. The coding region runs from base 1 to 741 and encodes 246 amino acids. Lineage: Eukaryota; Fungi; Ascomycota; Dothideomycetes; Pleosporales; Pleosporaceae.